Molecule: messenger RNA, 2039 nt
Organism: Nicotiana tabacum (common tobacco)
Lineage: Eukaryota; Viridiplantae; Streptophyta; Magnoliopsida; Solanales; Solanaceae
Product: protein NRT1/ PTR FAMILY 1.2-like
Biological process (GO): transmembrane transport
Cellular component (GO): membrane
Molecular function (GO): transmembrane transporter activity
Source: RefSeq, a predicted model, not a curated record
UCAAAAUGCCAUGUCUCUUCAGUAAGCAGAUAUUUGACACUAAAAGCUCAAAAGCACUAAGUUCUAUCUGCGUGAUAUUAUUUCUGGUGUUACUGCAAUAUCUUUUUCUUCACUCUUUUGGUGAAAAGUAGAUAAGAAAAGCUAGGAGAAAAAUACUGAAACUAUAAUAAAGGAAUUAUAAUUACAAAAAAAGAAAAUGGCAAUUAUCCAAGAAGAAGAGAGGUUGAUAGAUCAUUCUCCAAAAUCUCAAACAAAGGGUGGGCUCAAAACCAUGUCUUUCAUCAUAGUGAACGAAACACUGGAGAGAGUGGCAAGUUACGGAUUGCAGCCAAACAUGAUAAUAUAUUUGAUGCAAGGUUAUAAUUUGGAGGUUGUAACAGCUACAAGCAUAUUGAAUAUAUGGUCUGCUCUUUCCCAUGGAUUGGCUCUUUUGGGUGCCUUUGUUUCUGAUUCUUUCUUCGGUCGCUUCAGAGUUGUUGCUAUUGGAUCCAUCUCCAGCCUUUUUGGAAUGGCUAUUCUUUGGUUAACCACCAUUAUUCCACAAUUGAGGCCUUUACCUUGUGAUCAGUUUGAAAUCAAUGAAUGCAACAGACCAACACCAGCACAAUUCUUUGUGUUAUUUUUCUCUCUUGGGAUUAUUGCUGUGGGAGCUGGUUUCGUUAGACCUUGUUCUAUCGCCUUUGGUGCUGAUCAAUUGGACAACAAAGAAAACACCAAUAAUAAUAGGAUUAUGGAAAGCUAUUUCAACUGGUACUAUGCUACUAUUGGAAUGUCAACACUCAUUGCGACAACCUUAAUUGUGUAUAUUCAAGAUGCUUUUGGUUGGCAAGUUGGUUUUGGAAUUCCUGUUAUCCUUAUGCUUUUCUCUGUUUCAGCCUUCCUUUUGGGUUCUCCUCUUUAUAUCAAAGUAAAUGCUACUGAAAGCUUGUUCACCGGAUUCUUUCAAGUACUUGUUGCUGCUGUUAGAAAAAGAAAUGUCAAUCUUCACUCUGUUAAUUGUGAAAACUAUUAUCAUCAUUCGCCCGAUUCUGAAAUUCAGGCCUUAACAAACAGCUUCAGGUGUUUAGAUAAAGCUUGCAUAAUUGAAGAUCCUCAAAUAGACAUAAAUCGCGAUGGAUCCGCUUCAAAUCCGUGGAGACUCCGUAGUGUAGAACAAGUAGAAUCUUUGAAAUCUCUUGUUAGAGUUGUUCCUAUAUGGUCCAGCAACAUAAACGUUCAGUUGAGCUUAAAUCAAUUCUCAUUUUCCACACUUCAAACACAGACAAUGGAUAGACAUAUAUUCUUCUCUGAUUUUGAAAUACCAGCUGGAUCUUUUUCUGUCUUUAUGGUAAUCACUCUAAUACUUUGGAUUGCAUUGUAUGAUCGUGCUUUCGUGCCACUAAUGGAAAGGUAUACACGACAGCAAGGAGGCUUAAACCCCGUUCUUCGUAUGGGAAUUGGUUUAGUACUCUCUUCUACAGCGAUGACACUUUCAGCGAUAACAGAAGGCAUAAGGAGGGAUAUAGCAAUUGAUCAGAAAGAUGUAUAUCCUCAAGAUGGUCCAAAUAUUGCAUCAGUAGACAUGUCCGCUAUGUGGUUCGUGCCACAGUAUGUGCUUCUUGGACUAGCUGAUGCUUUCAAUGCAAUUGGAUUGGUUGAGUUCCUUUAUUCUGAGCUUCCUAAAAGCAUGUCUAGUUUUGUUGUGGCUAUUUUCACACUUGGGAUGGCUGUUUCUGGCUUUUUUGGGAGUCUUAUAGUGAAUGUUUUGGAUAGUGUUACUUCAUAUGGAGGUGAAAUUAGCUGGUUGUCAAGUAAUAUUAACAAGGGUCAUCUAGAUUAUUACUACUGGUUACUUGCUUUCUUCAAUAUUCUCAACUUCCUUUAUAUUCUUCUCAUUUGUCGAUAUAAUCGUCCUCAGGGGCCGAGCUAGAGUGUCACUGUCGGUUAUGUGUUCGGCUGAACCCAGUAACUUUGAUUCAAAUACUUUAUUUGUCCUAAAAAAUUCAUUGUAUAUGUACAAAUUAUUAAUUUAGAACCCAAUAGUUUAAAAAGAUUAGAAU